This is a messenger RNA of Oncorhynchus gorbuscha (pink salmon), 1812 nucleotides long. It is a transcript of the gene klhdc3l, whose product is annotated as ras guanine nucleotide exchange factor F. Lineage: Eukaryota; Metazoa; Chordata; Actinopteri; Salmoniformes; Salmonidae. Gene Ontology annotation, cellular component: Golgi apparatus. The coding region runs from base 647 to 1543 and encodes 298 amino acids. Gene Ontology annotation, molecular function: protein binding. The transcript has 9 exons. The record is from RefSeq and is a predicted model, not a curated record.
AGAGGGUGGUGCGGUCUGCCCAAUGCAUCCCCGGGGGUAAACUACCUGGCCUCCAGGACACCUAGAACACCCGAUGUCAUAGGAAGGCCAAAAAGAUCAUCAAGGACAUCAACCACACGAGCCAUGGCCUCUUCACCCUGCUAUUAUCCAGAAGGCGAGUCAUUUUCCUGAGGAGAAUAGCAGCCCAAUGACAGCUGAGAUUGAGGAUGCCCUAGUAUGAGCCGGAGGAGCAGUAGCAGCCCCAGCCUGUGGACCGUACUGCCUCAGAGUGGCCCUGCACCAUGUGAACGCUACAAGCACGCCUGCUGCUCCUACGGGGACAGUGUCUUUGUGUUGGGAGGGAGGGAGAGCCACUCGCUCAGGGACUUCUGGAGGUAUAAUGUUGUACGCAAUGAGUGGACAGAGUUGGACUGUAGCUGUGAGGCAGCACCUGAGGAGCUACAGGAACAUUCCAUGGUGGCCGAUCAGGGUGUUCUGUAUGUCUUCGGUGGAAUGAUUGAUUCUGCGUACACUAUAUGGAAAACACCCCUCUGGGUGUUUGAUAUUGUGAAAGAGCAGUGGGUGUCCUGGCAGGAUAGGAACCCCCCCUCAGAAUCAGGUGCCAGUCAACAGGAAGGGCCACAGUGCCGUGGUGUUUAGCUCUGCCAUGUACAUCUACGGAGGAUACAUUGACAUGAAAGCCUCAUCACAGGAGUUUUGGAAGUUAGAAUUUGACACUAUGUUGUGGUCCCUGCUGGACUGUACCCAGACAGAGGUGGGUCCAGGUCCCAGACACAGCCACUCUGCCAUGACACACCUGGACUGCAUGUACCUUUUCGGGGGUCUGAGAGGCCUGAGGGAGCAGAGGGAUCUGUGGAGAUGGAACUCUACCAGUCAUUCCUGGAGCUGUCUCAAUGCCACAUCAGGCCCCCCUAAGCUGGUGGGCCACUCAACUGUGGUCUACCGGGACAGCAUGCUUCUGUUUGGAGGAGGAGAGAGCCAGCACACACCCAGGAGCUGUCUAUGGAGGUACAGCUUCACCACCCAGACCUGGGGGAAGCUAGCCGUGCUACCCGGCUCCAACCCACCUCCCCACAGGAUCUACCACUGCUGUGCUGGCCUGGGCCCUAGCUACCAGCCUUCCGUGACCACAACCACCAGCACCACCCUGAUCCCCAGCACCACCAUCAGAAACAGACUUGACAGCAAGAUACGGCCGUUCAAGAACAAAUGCUUCCCAUCCUCCUCAAAGACAGAGGGCACUAUAGAGCUGGAGACAUUUAGUAGCUCAGAGAAGCUAUUGACUGAAGUGGAGGACUAUUGUAAUGGUCUAAGUGGGAAUGACACUCAGCGGUUUGGGAAUUGUCUGACCUUUGAGAACCAGGAGGCCUUCAGUAAGCAGUGGAGCUGUGAGAAUAUAGAGGAGGAUGGUCCAGGUAAACCAGAGGAGAGCCAUGAGAGCAUAGCACAAAACCUGCCUGAUUUGCUACUGGUGCUGGGGGGAAAGCCCUUAGUUAGACACACGGUCAUCUCUGUGUGGCAGAUGACAUUGGCUGACUUCUGAGCUUUGAGAGAAGGAAUGGCAUUUUAUAAACUACAGUGCCUUGGAGAGUAUUCAUCCCCCUUAGUGUAUUUCCUAUUUUGUUGCGUUACAACCUGUAAUUUAAAUAGAUUUUUGACGGGAUUUCUUGUAAUGGACAUACACCAAAUAGUCCAAAUUGGUGAAGUGAAAUGAAAAAGAUUACUUGUUUCAAAAAUAAAUUAAAAAAUGGAAAAGUGGUGCAUAUGUAUUCACCCCAUUUGCUAUGAAGCCCCUAAAUAAGAUCUGGUGCA